Messenger RNA from Oncorhynchus gorbuscha (pink salmon), 8402 nucleotides. RefSeq names its product calcium-activated potassium channel subunit alpha-1-like. Gene Ontology annotation, cellular component: postsynaptic membrane. Gene Ontology annotation, molecular function: large conductance calcium-activated potassium channel activity. NCBI's taxonomy places the organism in Eukaryota, Metazoa, Chordata, Actinopteri, Salmoniformes, Salmonidae. Gene Ontology annotation, biological process: transmembrane transport; potassium ion transport. The coding region runs from base 674 to 4423 and encodes 1249 amino acids. The transcript has 32 exons. The record is from RefSeq and is a predicted model, not a curated record.
CAGAUCUGACCCGGUAGCCGCAUAUCAGCUGGCCGCCGCUGAAGCAAGAAGAGGACAACAAACCUAUGGAAAGCGUUAUCGCAAAUCUUUUCUGAAAGGGAAUAAAUGAGAAAAUCGCGGUUAUAAAGAGAGAAAGUAGUCUUCAACAGCGAACGAGAGCGCUAAAUGUACCAGAAGUAACGGAUCUGGUUCUCAACAAGGUGGAGUUUUGUGAGCGAGGGCUACCUACCCAUCGACUGCGCUUUACGCUAUUCGGUUACCAGAUGCAGGAACCUGAUCGACAGGUUGCGCGAAGAUAAGAGCUGCCUUUUCUGGAAGUAUUACACCGUUACACCAGAACAAACAAGCAAAGAAAAACAGUAAUUGGAUUUCCUAUAUGGAAUUAAAUGAAAGCGUUUUAAAGAAAUAUCAGAUUUUAUUUUUACACACAAUUCGCAUUUAGAUAUGUCUUCUUUAACGAUGUGUGAAUGACUGCUGUAUAUGGAACGAACACAGCCUGUCAUUUGAAGUGAAGUUUGCGCGUAACAGGUCGCUGAGAACACAACAUUUACAUAGAAGAAGGACUGAUGAAAACGAACCGGGCAGAGUAGAGGAAGAAGAAGAUAGUUAGUUUAAGCAAUAUGGCUGAAUUGUGGGGUAGGGGACACUGUCUGGAACUACUCAAAGAGUCUGGAUGCUAGUUAUAGAACAUGGCAACAUAUCCCUGGGCAUCGGUAGCCUCAGAAUAAUGCCUAAAGGUAAACAUAGUUACUAUCCGGACUCUCCCUCUAUCCGCAUAUCCAAGAUGGAUGUGAUCAUCCCGUUCUCCCCAGAUGUGCCCUGUGAUAGCAACGGGCAGCGCAUGUGGUGGGCUUUCCUUGCCUCCUCCAUGGUUACGUUCUUUGGGGGUCUCUUCAUCAUUCUGCUCUGGAGAUCUCUCAACUACCUGUGGACCGUCUGCUGCCACUGUAAUACCAAAAAAAAGAAUGUUCAUCGGGUCCAUCACCCUAUCUCCCAUGGGGAUGGUGUCAAGCACACCAAGGAGACGGUGGCUGCACUCAGCGAGGUGGGCUGGAUGACCUCCGUCAAAGAUUGGGCCGGGGUCAUGAUAUCGGCCCAGACACUGACGGGCAGAGUCCUGGUGGUGCUUGUCUUUGCCCUCAGCAUCGGAGCCCUUGUAAUAUACUUCAUCGAUUCCUCUGACCCCAUCGAGUCCUGUCAGAACUUCUACAAAGACUUCACGCUACAGAUCGACAUGGCUUUCAACGUCUUCUUCCUCUUGUACUUUGGUCUACGGUUCAUAGCGGCCAAUGACAAGCUGUGGUUCUGGCUGGAGGUGAACUCGGUGGUGGACUUCUUCACUGUUCCCCCGGUGUUCGUGUCCGUCUAUCUCAACAGGAGCUGGCUUGGCUUACGGUUUUUAAGGGCCUUACGAUUGAUACAGUUCUCAGAAAUCUUACAGUUUUUAAAUAUAUUAAAAACAAGCAAUUCCAUAAAACUGGUGAAUUUGUGUUCAAUCUUCAUAAGCACAUGGCUAACAGCUGCAGGCUUCAUACAUUUGGUGGAAAACUCAGGGGAUCCUUGGGAAAACUUCCAAAAUUCCCAGUCACUUUCCUACUGGGAAUGUGUCUACUUACUGAUGGUUACCAUGUCCACUGUGGGCUAUGGAGACGUGUAUGCAAAAACUACCCUGGGACGACUUUUCAUGGUGUUCUUCAUCCUCGGUGGUUUGGCCAUGUUUGCUCGCUACGUGCCAGAAAUUGCUGCUCUCAUCCUUAAUCGGAAGAAAUACGGAGGGAGUUAUAACUCGACCCGAGGCAGAAAGCACAUCGUGGUCUGUGGUCAUAUUACCCUUGAAAGUGUGUCCAACUUCCUUAAAGACUUCCUACACAAGGACAGGGAUGAUGUCAAUGUAGAAAUUGUUUUUCUCCAUAAUAUUUCCCCUAAUCUUGAGCUGGAAGCCUUGUUCAAGCGGCACUUCACCCAGGUGGAGUUCUACCAGGGAUCUGUUCUCAACCCACACGACCUGGCCAGAGUCAAGAUAGAGUCAGCAGAUGCCUGUUUGAUCCUAGCUAAUAAAUACUGUGCAGACCCUGAUGCUGAGGAUGCUUCCAACAUCAUGAGGGUGAUAUCCAUCAAGAACUACCACCCGAAGAUCAGAAUCAUUACCCAGAUGUUGCAGUACCACAACAAGGCGCACCUUUUGAACAUUCCCAGUUGGAACUGGAAGGAGGGUGACGAUGCCAUUUGCCUUGCUGAGCUGAAGCUUGGCUUCAUCGCUCAGAGUUGUCUGGCUCAGGGCCUCUCCACCAUGCUGGCCAACCUCUUCUCCAUGAGGUCCUUUAUCAAGAUUGAAGAGGACACGUGGCAGAAGUAUUAUCUGGAAGGAGUAGCCAAUGAAAUGUAUACUGAGUACCUGUCUAGUGCCUUUGUGGGCUUAUCCUUCCCCACCAUUUGUGAACUCUGCUAUGUGAAGCUAAAGCUGCUACUGAUCGCUAUCGAGUACAAGUCUGAUAUACGGGAAAGCAGCACUCUCAUCAACCCCGGGAACCAUGUGAAGAUGCACGAAGGAACCUUGGGCUUCUUUAUCGCCAGCGAUGCCAAAGAAGUUAAGAGGGCACUUUUCUACUGCAAAGCUUGCCACGAUGACAUCACAGAUCCUAAAAGGAUAAAGAAAUGUGGAUGCAAACGAUUGAUCUAUUCAAAAAAUAACUAUAACGGAUAUAUCAAAUCAAUGGAAGAAGAGCAGCAGUCAGCUGUUUCGCCUAAAAAGAAACAAGGCAAUGGAAACACGAGGAACUCACCCAACGGUUCACCAAAAAUGACGAGGCAUGACCCUCUCCUCAUGCCGGGGAACGAACAGAUUGAGAACAUGGAUGUGAACGUGAAGAGGUACGACUCCACAGGGAUGUUCCACUGGUGCCAGUCCAAAGACAUCGAGAAGGUCAUCUUGACCCGGAGCGAAGCUGCCAUGACUGUUCUAAGCGGCCACGUGGUCGUCUGUAUAUUUGGAGACGCAAAGUCUGCUUUGGUGGGUCUUAGGAACCUUGUGAUGCCUCUGAGAGCUAGCAACUUCCACUACCACGAGCUGAAACCCAUCGUGUUUGUGGGUUCUCUGGAGUACCUGAAGAGGGAAUGGGAGACCCUUCACAACUUCCCCAAAGUCUCCAUCUUACCUGGCACACCAUUGAGCCGGGCCGAUCUGAGGGCCGUCAAUAUCAACCUCUGUGACAUGUGUGUCAUCCUGUCGGCCAAUCAGAGCAAUAUCGACGACGCUUCGCUGCAGGACAAGGAAUGUAUCCUGGCGUCACUCAACAUCAAGUCUAUGCAGUUUGACGACAGCAUCGGGGUGUUGCAGGCUACCUCCCAAGGUUUCACCUUGCCAGGCAUGGACAGGUCCUCUCCUGAAAACAGUCCAGUUCACGGGGGGUUGGUCCGACAGGCUUCCAUCACAACAGGAGCGAAUGUACCCAUCAUCACUGAACUAGCACCGUUAGUAAAAGCAGCAGGCAAAGUCCUACCUGUGAUUUCAUUCAGUCAGGAUACAAGCAGUGGGAUCAACAUACACAUAAUAACAGAACUGGUGAAUGACUCCAAUGUUCAGUUCCUGGACCAGGAUGACGACGACGACCCUGACACAGAGUUGUACCUCACUCAGCCAUUCGCCUGUGGGACGGCUUUCGCAGUCAGCGUGCUGGAUUCCCUGAUGAGUGCUACAUACUUCAAUGAUAAUAUCCUCACCCUGAUCCGGACGCUGGUAACAGGGGGGGCCACUCCGGAGCUGGAGGGUCUGUUGGCGGAGGAGAACGCAUUACGAGGAGGCUACAGCACGCCGCAGACCCUCGCUAACCGGGACAGGUGUCGUGUUGCACAGCUAGCCUUGUACGACGGGCCUUUCGCUGACUUGGGGGAUGGUGGUUGCUACGGUGACCUGUUUUGUAAAGCGUUAAAAACAUACAACAUGCUUUGCUUCGGAAUUUACCGAUUGAGGGACGCCCAUCUAAACACACAAAGUCAUACAAGUCAAUGCACUAAACGAUAUGUAAUAACCAACCCACCGUAUGGUUUUGAGCUGGUGCCAUCAGACCUAAUCUUCUGCCUGAUGCAGUUUGACCACAACGCGGGUCAGUCCCAGGCCAGCCUCACCCAUAGCUCCCACUCCUCCCAUUCCUCCAGCAAAAAGAGCUCCUCCGUCCAUUCUAUCCCCGCCACCAACCGCACCAACCGCGCCAAGAGCAGGGACUCACGGGAUAAACAAAAGAUGAAUAGAAUGGGCCAAGAAAAGACAUGCUUUAUAGAUGAGCCUGAGAAUGCAGCCUACCCCAGGAAGUCACACUCUAGUCACACAGCCAACCACCAGGUCAACCUCCAGGUUAACCAGAACCCUUACAAAUCCACCAACAACCUCAUCCCGUCCAUCAGAGAGGUGGAGGACGAAUACUGAACUACAGAACCCAAUGUUGAGACCUACCGUACAACCCACCUGGAGAACACCUGGAACUAGAGCCCAAGAACAGCUAGAACCCACCUACAGAACACCUGGAACUAGAACCCCAAAACAGCUAGAACCCACCUACAGAACACCUGAAACUAGAACACAAGAACAGCUAGAACCCACUUACAGAACACCUGGAACUAGAACCCAAGAACAGCUAGAACCUAACUAGAGAACGCAUGGAACUAAAACACAAGAACAGCUAGAACCCACCUAGAGAACGCAUGGAACUCCACCCUGAUCCAGUGGAACUGGAAUCUGAAGAACAAUUUAAAGCUAGAAUCCUUAGUUGCUACAUCAAUAAAUGAAUGAUCAAAACAUCAAUGCUGUAUAAUAAACCUAAUGGAAAAGUGCGUAUGUACAGUAGCUACAGUAACAUCAUAUCAACAGGCUUUUGGACAUGUUUUAUACAUAUGAAUCUGUAAAUGAAGUAAUAGACAUACAAAUACAAUCAGAUGUACAAGUCAGUCAGUCACUAAUGCUAACACUGUAGUUUACACAGCCAGUUCCUUAGUGACCAGACUCCAUCAGUUUAACCAUUUUGGAGAAUGAGGGUCGCUUCAGUCAGAGUAGCAAAGCAACGCAAUGCCAGAUAUCAUAUGAUGAAACAUUAUAAUAGAGUGUUAUCAAACUGGACUGAUUAUUUGCCAAUAAAAACCAUAUAUACGCUGUUGACUUUCAUUUGUACAAUGACAUUUCAAGACUGACACGUAUCGACUGAGGAUUGGAUAGUCAUACUGCUUCCAUGGGUUUAUUGGCAAACCUGGUAAGAUUCAAUACAAAACAAUGGCAUAUGUUAUGACGGUCUUUUCUGUUCGACGCAGUCCCACACCAAUUAUAUUAUUAGCGGAUCGUUUGUGGACCGUCAUUGGGAUGAGAGUAAAAUCACCAUCUAUAUCACCACAAGCAUUUCACUACACUCACAUUAACAUCUGCUAACCAUGUGUGUAUGUGACAAAUACAAUUUGAUUUGAUUUGGUUGCUAGUCAGAGUUCAUGUCAGAAUGGUACAUGGUAUUGUACUGGCCCCAGCCUUAUUUCGAUUGGCCAGUUUGUUUGAGUGACAGUACGAUUGUUGCCUUUUUAGUUUUCAUAUCAAAUCCCAAACAACCUGCAAAUGUUCGCUAUUUAAAUAUAAAUAUAUAUAUAUAGGCAAUGUGUGAUGUGGGUGGAAUGACACUGGAAAUACAUUUUAAAAACACAUUUUCUAUUCAUUUGGCACGUUUGACCUGUCAUUAUAAUGACAAUGCUAUAACCCAAAUGUGAGCUGUUUCCGAGGAGACACUGGAGGAUGUUGAGUAACGUUAGCAAUCUGAGCAGCACAUAAGAUACAUAUUAAUGACCUUAAUAGGUUUACCUAUUGGAUUAGGUUAUACUGUAUAACCCUACCUAUAUAACCCUAUCAAUACUUUAUUGACUUUGAUAGGCCUACCUGAAACCAAGAGGGUGGGUUAUACUGUAAAAUGAUGAUAACAUCAUAUCACCAAGGAUGAGGUGAAAGAUGGAGCAUGCCACAUAUUGCAUGAAGUGGGCAUAAAUACCUGUAGCUCCAGUCGCAUUGCAACUCUCUCUUAGUACAGUAGAGGAAUGCUCACUAACGCCCUGGACCAGAGCUAAUGCACCUAUCUAUACCUGUAGACAGGUCCUCCUUUGGCUAUAAGCACUGCCUGCCACUGGCCUGCCUGGCACUGGCCUGCCUGCUGCUGGCCUGCCUGCCUGCCUGGCACUGGCCUGCCUGCCACUGGCCUACCUGAUGCUGGCCUGCCUGCCUGCCUGGCACUGGCCUGCCUACCACUGGCCUACCUGGUGCUGGCCUGCCUGGCGCUGGCCUGCCUACCACUGGCCUGGCAUGGAGGCACCGGAGAAGCGUGGAUGUUCUCCAUGACCAGUCCCAGCGCUGUACUCAGACAGUAGAAGACCAGUCAAAGCUCUGUACUCAGACAGUAGAAGACCAGUCCCAGCGCUGUACUCAGACAGUAGAAGACCAGUCCCAAAGCUGUACUAAGACAGUAGAAGACCAGUCAAAGCUCUGUACUCAGACAGUAGAAGACCAGUCCCAGCGCUGUACUCAGACAGUAGAAGACCAGUCCCAACGCUGUACUCAGACAGUAGAAGACCAGUCCCAACGCUGUACUCAGACAGUAGAAGACCAGUCCCAACGUUCUACUCAGACAGUAGAAGACCAUUCCCAACGCUGUACUCAGACAGUAGAAGACCAGUCCCAACGUUGUACUCAGACAGUAGAAGACCAGUCCCAAUGCUGUACUCAGACAGUAGAAGACAAGUCCCAACGCUGUACUCAGACAGUAGAAGACCAGUCCCAACGUUCUACUCAGACAGUAGAAGACCAGUCCCAACGCUGUACUCAGACAGUAGAAGACCAGUCCCAAUGCUGUACUCAGACAGUAGAAGACUAGUCCCAACGCUGUACUCAGACAGUAGAAGAAGAAUGUUACAGGUGUAGUUAUACUCUGAAACACCUCAAUCAUAGAUGAAGAGUUUGUCUAACUACAGUACAAUGCUUUAUAAUGCUAGUUUAACCAUGUUUUGGUGUAACAUCACUGACACUCAAACUAAAGACUCUUCUAUGAAUGAACCUGUUCAUUAAUUUGAUAUGUCUAUAAACCAUAAUCAUGUUUGUUAAUCUCUGUUAAUAAACAACAAGAAAGAGUCAGACAAUAAUGAUUUCAUGUGAACAACAAAUUACAAAUAUCUUCAACAUGAUCCCUGUUUCUCCCCUAAUUAUUUAGAAAUAUCUUCAACAUGAUCCCUGUUUCUCCCCUAACCAUUUAUAAAUAUCUUCAACAUGAUCCCUGUUUCUCCCCUAACCAUUUAUAAAUAUCUUCAACAUGAUCCCUGUUUCUCCCCUAACCAUUUAUAAAUAUCUUCCACAUGAUCCCUGUUUCUCCCCUAACCAUUUAUAAAUAUCUUCAACAUGAUCCCUGUUUCUCCCCUAACCAUUUAUAAAUAUCUUCAACAUGAUCCCUGUUUCUCCCCUAACCAUUUAUAAAUAUCUUCCACAUGAUCCCUUGUUUCUCCCCUAACCAUUUAUACAUAUCUUCAACAUGAUCCCUGUUUCUCCCCUAACCAUUUAUAAAUAUCUUCCACAUGAUCCCUGUUUCUCCCCUAACCAUUUAUAAAUAUCUUCAACAUGAUCCCUGUUUCUCCCCUAACCAUUUAUAAAUAUCUUCCACAUGAUCCCUUGUUUCUCCCCUAACCAUUUAUAAAUAUCUUCAACAUGAUCCCUGUUUCUCCCCUAACCAUUUAUAAAUAUUUUCAACAUGAUCCCUGUUUCUCCCCUAACCAUUUAUAAAUAUCUUCAACAUGAUCCCUUGUUUCUCCCCUAACCAUUUAUAAAUAUCUUCAACAUGAUCCCUGUUUCUCCCCUAACCAUUUAUAAAUAUUUUCAACAUGAUCCCUGUUUCUCCCCUAACCAUUUAUAAAUAUCUUCCACAUGAUCCCUUGUUUCUCCCCUAACCAUUUAUAAAUAUUUUCAACAUGAUCCCUGUUUCUCCCCUAACCAUUUAUAAAUAUCUUCAACAUUGUUUCUCCCGUAACCAUCCAAGUGGACAGUGGUGAAGAGAGAUCUGUGAGGGCCAGAACAACACUAGCAUAUCAAAGCAUACAGAGACUCCAAUGUAACUACAUGCCCCCAAAGGAGCCAAUAAAAGUUGCUAAUCUGCAGAAAGACUGAAGGAAGAAAGAAAGAAAGUGGGAUUUUGCUGGAAUGGAGAACAGCUUUCCAUGUCUCUGUGCCAGCAAUGUGCAAGGCAGUGUUUACAUCGAAGGAGGACUCAGGAUUAAGAUCCACUGUAGCGAAAAGUGGCUUAACUAGAUAGGAAUUAUAUAUAAAACAGGGCAUGUAAAUUGAUAUUACCAGAGGAGAUUAUUUAUAACUGUUUAUGCAUAAAUGUGAAACUUAUGAAACA